This is a messenger RNA of Medicago truncatula (barrel medic), 1798 nucleotides long. Its product is annotated as diacylglycerol kinase 5. Gene Ontology annotation, molecular function: ATP-dependent diacylglycerol kinase activity. Gene Ontology annotation, biological process: phospholipase C-activating G protein-coupled receptor signaling pathway. Gene Ontology annotation, cellular component: membrane. The transcript is spliced from 13 exons. The record is from RefSeq and is a predicted model, not a curated record. The coding region runs from base 190 to 1656 and encodes 488 amino acids. Lineage: Eukaryota; Viridiplantae; Streptophyta; Magnoliopsida; Fabales; Fabaceae.
AACUCAACGAACUCAACAACCUAAAAACACAAAAACAAAAAGCGAUUAUAUUCUUCUUCUUCUUCUUCUCUCUUUUCAUUCUCAUAGAAUCAACCCUUGCUUCCAAGAUAAAACACUGUUCACAUAAUCACUUUUCUAACAUUCUUGAAUAUUACCUUUUCCGCAAGUUUGAAUUUGAAGAUAAGAGCAAUGGGUGAUGGAAAUUGCAUAAGAACAUUGAAGGAAUUUUCGAUACCGGAUUAUAUACUUAUACCGGGAACUGAGAACAGAGGUGUUACUCAUUUACCUGCAUGUCCUGUGGUUGUUUUCAUUAACACCAAAAGUGGUGGUCAGCUUGGUGGAGAGCUUCUUGUUACCUAUAGUUCACUUCUUAACCAAAAUCAGGUUUAUGAUCUGGGAGUACAUGCUCCAGAUAAGGUGCUGCAUCAACUAUAUGCUAAUUUAGAAAAGCUAAAACACAAUGGAGAUCAUUACGCUGCUGAAAUUCAGAAUAGGUUGAGAAUAAUUGUUGCUGGUGGAGAUGGUACUGCUAGCUGGCUUCUUGGAGUGGUAUCUGAUCUUAAAUUACCUCAUCCGCCGCCAAUUGCAACAGUGCCACUCGGGACAGGAAAUAAUCUCCCCUUUGCAUUUGGAUGGGGAAAGAAAAAUCCUACCACAGACAUCCAUUCAGUGGCAUCGUUUCUGAAUCAUGUAAAAGCUGCAAAGGAAAUGAAAAUAGACAGCUGGCAUAUUAUAAUGCGAAUGAAAGCUCCAAAAGAAGGUUCAUGCGACCCAAUUGCGCCCCUUGAGCUACCUCAUGCUAUGCAUGCAUUUAAUCGAGUCUCUGCAACAGAUAAACUAAACUUGGACGGCUACCACACUUACCGCGGGGGAUUUUGGAACUAUUUUAGCAUGGGAAUGGAUGCGCAAGUAUCAUAUGCAUUUCAUUCUGAGAGGAAGUUACAUCCUGAAAAGUUUAAAAACCAGUUAUAUAAUCAGAGUGCCUAUCUGAAGCUUGGAUGUACACAAGGCUGGUUCAUGAGCUCUUUAUUUCAAUCGUCUACCAGGAAUAUUGCUCAGCUGACAAAGGUAAAGAUAAUGAAAAGGCAUGGUCAAUGGGAAGACCUUCACAUACCUCGCAGCAUACGAUCAAUAGUUUGCCUAAACUUGCCCAGCUUUUCUGGUGGACUCGAUCCUUGGGGAAAACCAAACAAAAAGAAGUCAGUCUAUAGAGACCUGACUCUUCCAUUUGUUGAUGAUGGGCUAUUUGAAGUAGUUGGUUUUAGAGAUGCUUGGCAUGGUCUUGUUUUGUUUGCACCAAAUGGGCACGGGACUCGUUUAGCACAGGCAAGCAAAAUCCGGUUUGAGUUUCACAAGGGUGCUGCUGACUGUACAUUCAUGAGAGUCGACGGUGAACCAUGGAAACAACCCCUCCCCAAGGAUGAUGCCACAGUUGUUGUUGAAAUAUCUCACCAUGGUCAAGUUAGCAUGCUUGCCACCCCAUUAUGUCGUUCUAAAAGUAUGCAUGACGACAAUCCUCCCUCACCUUCUAUUGAUCACGAAGAAGAUGAUAGUAGUGAUGACGAAUUCGAUGAAAGUAGUGAAGAACGUCGCAAGUUUGGUGCAGCCGAGACAUUCAAGUAUACAGAGGGAGUUGAUAUGUCUCAUUUGAGUUAGUAUAGCUAGCUUUGCUUAAUUUGUGGGAAUCAUAGGGAGUGAACUCUUUUUGUGCAUAUCACUCGAACUUAAUUCUAGUGUGUACAGGCCUUUAGGUGGAUUUGAUUACCUUUUGAAUGGAAAGUAUUUUCUUUUUACAAUU